AUGACCGCGGCUGUGGAUGCACACGUCGCGGGCCUCGAUCUAGCAGAGGCAGUACUGAUGCCCCUUUCGUGCAUCAGCAACGUCCCUACUAGCCCACGCAGCGCCAAGAAGCAGCGAUUGAUCACGGAAUGCCGGUCGCCGACGACCCCAGCUCAGCCACGGGCGCUUGCUUUUGGCGCCGACUGCGGCGCCGCCGCCCCGCGCCCGCCUAUUGUCGAGGAAGACCCCCUGGCCGAGCCGCUCGCCUCUGCGCGCGAGCUGCUGCGCGACCCCUCCGCCACCGACGGCGCGCCGCUCGGACGCGAGGCGCAGCACGAGCGCGUCGCGGCGGCGGCGGCGGCGUUUGCCGCGGGCGGGCGCGGGGAGGCGCUCUAUGUUUCAGGUCUGCCCGGGACGGGGAAGAGCCACACAGUAUCCCGCGCGCUGCGCGCGCUUGACGCUGUGGAAGGCGGCGCCGUCUCCACCCUCUGGAUCAACUGCAUGGGCGUCGCCAACGCGGGCGAGGCGUACGGGCGGAUCCACGCGGCAGCGCUCGCGGCCGCCGCCGGCGGCGCCCGAGCCAGCACGCCCGGCAAGCGCAAGGCGCCGGGCGGCGGCAACUGCGGCGGCGCCAGCAGCAGCAGCAGCGUGACGGGCAGCCUGUCAGUCAGCUACGAGCAGCUGCUGCAGGCGCUCAGGGGCGGCAGCGGAGGGGCGGACGCCUCCAAGAAGCGCCGCAGCGUCGGCGGCGGGCGCGGGGUCGGCGCCGGGGCGGGGUGCGGCGGCCCCGCGGUGGCGGUUGUGCUUGAUGAGGUGGACGCCCUGGUGGGCAAGGGCCAGCAGGUGGGUGGGGGCUAG
Molecule: messenger RNA, 837 nt
Organism: Monoraphidium neglectum
Lineage: Eukaryota; Viridiplantae; Chlorophyta; Chlorophyceae; Sphaeropleales; Selenastraceae
Exons: 1
Coding region: 1-837 (278 amino acids)
Biological process (GO): mitotic DNA replication checkpoint signaling
Cellular component (GO): nucleus
Molecular function (GO): DNA replication origin binding
Source: RefSeq, a predicted model, not a curated record